This is a messenger RNA of Miniopterus natalensis, 4415 nucleotides long. It is a transcript of the gene MBTPS2, whose product is annotated as membrane bound transcription factor peptidase, site 2. The record is from RefSeq and is a predicted model, not a curated record. Gene Ontology annotation, biological process: membrane protein intracellular domain proteolysis; regulation of response to endoplasmic reticulum stress. Gene Ontology annotation, cellular component: cytoplasm; membrane. Lineage: Eukaryota; Metazoa; Chordata; Mammalia; Chiroptera; Miniopteridae. Gene Ontology annotation, molecular function: metalloendopeptidase activity; protein binding.
AUGCGUCCGUCCGUGUUCGACCGGAAAAGGCCGGAGGGAAACGGCGCCACCGCGAGAAAGGAGCCGGUAGCAGGUUUGUUCCUGCGCGGAUGGUGUGGUUGUAGGCGCCGCGCGUUCGGCGGCUUGCACGGCCGCAGGGAGGAGGACGCCGGAGCUCGCCUUUCCUCCNCUCUGGUGGUGGUGGUGGUGGGCGGCUGGACUGCCGUCUACCUGGCCGACUUGGUGCUGAAGUCAUCUGUGUAUUUUAAGCAUUCUUAUGAAGACUGGCUGGAAAACAAUGGAUUGAGCAUCUCCCCUUUUCACAUAAGAUGGCAAACUUCUGUUUUCAAUCGUGCCUUUUACAGUUGGGGACGGCGGAAAGCAAGGAUGCUUUAUCAAUGGUUCAAUUUUGGAAUGGUGUUUGGCGUAAUUGCCAUGUUUAGCUCUUUUUUCCUCCUGGGGAAAACGUUGAUGCAGACUUUGGCGCAAAUGAUGGCCGACUCGUCCACUUCCUAUUCUUCCUCCUCUUCUUCCUCUUCCUCCUCCUCCUCCUCUUCCUCCUCCUCUUCUUCCUCCUCUUCCUCCUCCUCCUCCUCCUCCUCACUUCACAACGAACAGGUGCUACAAGUUGUGGUUCCUGGUAUAAAUUUACCCGUCAACCAGCUGACCUAUUUCUUCGCUGCAGUCCUCAUUAGUGGCGUCGUACAUGAAAUUGGACACGGGAUAGCAGCUAUUAGGGAACAAGUUCGAUUUAAUGGCUUUGGGAUUUUUCUCUUCAUUAUUUAUCCUGGAGCAUUUGUUGAUCUGUUCACCACUCAUUUGCAACUUAUAUCACCAGUCCAGCAGCUAAGGAUAUUUUGUGCAGGCAUCUGGCAUAAUUUCGUCCUUGCGCUCCUGGGUAUUUUAGCCCUUGUCCUCCUCCCUGUGAUUCUUUUGCCCUUUUACUACACUGGAGUUGGGGUGCUUAUCACUGAAGUUGCUGAGGAUUCACCUGCAGUUGGACCCAGAGGUCUUUUUGUGGGAGACCUUGUUACCCACCUACAAGAUUGUCCCGUUACUAAUGUACAAGAUUGGAAUGAAUGUCUAGAUACCAUCGCCUAUGAACCCCAAAUUGGUUACUGCAUAAGUGCAUCAACUUUACAGCAGUUAAGCUUCCCUGUUAGAGCAUACAAACGGCUAGAUGGUUCGAUUGAAUGCUGUAACAACCAAAGCCUCACAGAUGUGUGCUUUUCCUACAGAAAUAAUUUUAAUAAGCGUUUGCAUACCUGCCUACCUGCCCGGAAAGCAGUUGAAGCCACCCAAGUUUGUAGAACCAAUAAAGAUUGUAAAAAAAGCUCAAGUUCAAGCUUCUGCAUAAUACCUUCUUUGGAAACUCACACUCGCUUAAUAAAAGUGAAACAUCCGCCUCAGAUCGAUAUGUUGUACGUAGGACAUCCACUGCACCUGCACUAUACAGUGAGCAUCACCAGUUUUAUCCCACGUUUUAACUUUCUAAGCAUAGAUCUGCCUGUGGUUGUGGAGACGUUUGUCAAGUACCUGAUCUCUCUCUCAGGAGCUCUGGCGAUCGUUAAUGCAGUGCCCUGCUUUGCUUUGGAUGGACAGUGGAUUUUAAACUCUUUCCUGGAUGCUACCCUUACCUCAGUGAUUGGGGACAACGAUGUGAAAGACCUGAUAGGAUUUUUCAUCUUGCUUGGCGGCAGUAUACUUUUGGCUGCCAACGUGACCCUGGGACUCUGGAUGGUUACAGCUCGGUAAUACUUGCACUCAUCUGACAGGAUCUCUGAGUUACAACAUACAAUACUGAAACCAUUACUCGGUAUGAAAUAUAAAAUGUUCCCUUAAAAUUGCAUUUUAGCCAACAACUUUUAAGCUCUUUCUAUAUCCAGAGUAUCCAAGCUCUAGGAUGGGGAUAAACAGAAGAAAUGCAAGGUCUACUCCUUGACUACAUUUUAGUUUCAAAGGCUGAACUUAUAAACUGCAGAUGCUUGUGGAGCAGUUUCUCAACAAGUGCAGAUUCUUGUUAAACUACGCGUACCGUGUCGCAGUAUUUUAAAAGGAGAACAGAAUUGGGUAAAAUUAAUUGAGGGGAACUUGUUGAAAAAGCAUCAUUAAUCCUGAUUUGAAGGAGACCAGACUUUGGCCAAGUGGAAGGGUGAGCAUUUUCUUGGCCCAUAUCUCUUGUCCUUUGUCUUGUUUGAAAAGUAUUUUAAAAUUUAAGGGUGUAUUGUUUUGUCCUCUGAUAACUGAGGUUUGACUACAAUUAAAUUAAUAAAAUUUUUUAAAAGAAUCUGCUGACAGGAAAGGGAAAAUCUUUGUCAAAUGAUGCCAAAUAAGUGAACAAAGUAGGAAAUAGGACCUGCAAUACCUUGAAAUAGGUUUUUGCCCCACAAGAGUUACCUCUUUGAUAAUGCGUUUCCCACUCCCUCACAGCAGCACUCGGCCUUGACACUUAGAAUGACCUGUAGGAAGUGUCUCCCACUUGCACCAUAUGAGCCAAGGCAGUUAGGGUUGAACCUCAGAACUGAGCUGGAUCUUCCAACAGAUCAUAAGACACAUCAUAGGAUGUCUGCAGUCCUGGUUACCACUCUCUCCAGAGCUUUGAAGCUUGGAACCCUUCCAGGGUAGACAUUUUCUCUUAUGCUGCUGGGGUUAUCUGGGUCCUGGCUCCCAGGUUCCUGUCUUCAAGGAGCAACUGCCUUAAGCUCUGAGCUAUGCUCUGUCCUCACCAGCAGCUCCCAUGUUUGUCUCUGUUGGGCAAUAAAACAUCUAGUCCUGGCUUUCCAUCUUUCCCCUGAGCUACCUCUCUGGGUCCGCAGAACACUUGGUAGUACAGUGAGAAUGGCUACACCUGAGUACAAACGUGGAUUUGCCGGAGCCUGGGAACCGACUCGUGCCUGAAAAAGCCCCGCCUAGUUCGAGGUAUUUUGGACUGCAGAUGCAGCCCUGGGAGAGCUGGAAAGGCAGCAGGCCACUGUGGUUUUAGAAGUGUAUGGGAUGCUUUACUUGGAUGACCAACAUGUCCUCAUACGCUCAGGAACACUAAUAGUCAUGUAUCCAACUUCUUCACUGAGGGAGAUUAACCAUGGGGUUCACCUUUUCCAGAUCAUUGUGUUGCUCUUCAGGCACUAAAACUUUUAAAUCAUUUUUAACAAACUCUUUAGGUUGUAUUACACAUUUGCCUGCCUUCUUAAACAAAUUAUAUAUUGAGUAUGAUUUUAACCUUUAAUUAGUGACUUGAGGUCACCAGUUAUUAGCAGUACUAAAACUGUGCAAAUUAUUGGUUUAUCCCAGGACAAACGCAUUUGUUCUGUUUUCAGACAUUCAUUCAGGAUCAGAGUGUAUUAGCAGAGUAAUGUUCAGACCUGUUCAGGAAGAACUUGGGGAAUACCGUGAAAUACUUGCAUAAUUAAUUCGAUCACAUGAACUAAGCAGCUUACUAAUGAUAAUGUUGUAUAUGUGCAGGUAAUUUUUUAGAAAACAAAAAAUUUAAUAGAAGAAAUUCUUCCCAUUAAUUUUUUAUUUUCUGAGUGAAAAAUAAGUCCCCAACUACAUCAUUUUCUUGUAGGUUUUAAACACCUUGGGCUGUUGCUCCAUAGGGUCAGGAUUUGGGAGCCACUCUAUUACGGUAUUGAGCAAAUCAGUCCCAUUCGUAUACAUGAAAGAAAUGUUACGUGUUGUCUCUUCAGCUUGAUUGUGGGCACUUCUAGAGCAAGGACCAUGUCAUACUCUUUGCAUCCCUGACACAGUGCAUGAGACAUCAUAAAUACUUAAUAAAUGUGGUUGAAUGGGUGACGAUUAGUGUUAUUUAUGGAUUAGGAAAGCAUGUAUCUAUUUAAGUAAGCUAUACAAACUAUUGAAUAUUUACUGUAAAUAUAUGUUAACAUAAAAAAAACUCAGAACGUCUGUGUGUCCCUGGUAGAUUAUCAUCUUUAUGAAAAUAAUCCAUUUUGUUUUCUGUUGAGCAAUUACAGAAAUGAAUUAUUUCGAGGAUUUGAAGAAAGUGUUCUUUCUGUGUCGUCACUUUGUUCAACGAAAUUUUAUUUUCAGUGUUCCUACUCUGCAUUGUUUACAUUUUUGAGGAUUUUUAAAAAUCACCUACAAUCUGUAAAGAAUGUAUAUAUUCUUUUCAGCAUCUCAGUUUGAAAAACCAUGCGGUUAAACUUGACCUUUUGAUAAUCACUCUUGUAGGUCAUUGUCUGUUUUAACAUAAAUUGUAAACAUGUACGUCAUGGAUAUGUGGUUCUCAGUCAUCAGUUCGUCCUAUGGUAUUUAUUGACUGUCCAUAUACUAGUGGUGCACAGAGAUUUUUUCUCUAAAUCUUUUGACUGUGCUGUAAUUCAUUCUUAGGAUUUAACUUGAAGACACCAUAGUUUCAGGCAUUUGAUGUUUAGUAAUAAAAAAAUAAAUGUGUACCAGCAUUCUAUGUUUUAUCAUCA